This is a messenger RNA of Amorphotheca resinae ATCC 22711, 2661 nucleotides long. RefSeq lists its product as hypothetical. The transcript has 5 exons. Lineage: Eukaryota; Fungi; Ascomycota; Leotiomycetes; Helotiales; Amorphothecaceae. The coding region runs from base 1 to 2661 and encodes 886 amino acids. The record is from RefSeq and is a predicted model, not a curated record. Gene Ontology annotation, molecular function: protein binding. Gene Ontology annotation, cellular component: endosome.
AUGACGAGCAAUAUCCUCUGCUUGCCCUUCCGCCAGUCCAGCAGCCUUGCCCUCUCCGAUGCCAUCAAGCGGUACAUCUCCAACAAAUAUGACCAGCAUCCGGACAUGUUCAAGCAGGACCUCCGCGUCAUCGAUGCCCUGCGGAGGGAUGCCGUGCAUGUCAGCGAACCCCAUACCAGUGGCAUCAAGAAGAUUGCUGCGUAUGCCGCCCAGCUCUCCUGGAUGGGCGGGAAGUUCCCCAUAGACAUUGGUGCGGACUUUACUUGGUAUCCGGCGCUGGGUUACAAUACGGAUCGGCCGAUAUCCCAAGACAAUCUCAAAUUCGAACUGGCCAACGUCCUCUACAAUCUCGCAGCAUUAUACUCGCAGCUGGCUAUCUCAUCCAAUCGAAGCACAACAGAGGGAUUGAGGUCUGCAUGCAACUAUUUCUGCCUCGCGGCCGGGGUCCUCUCCCACAUCAAAACCGAAAUUGUUCCGCAAAUGCGCUCAACCCCACCUGAAGACAUGGAUGAAGCCACUCUCGAGUCUCUCGUGCAAUUAAUGCUCGCGCAAGGGCAAGAAUGCUUCUGGCAGAAAGCCGUGAUGGAUGGUUACAAAGAUGCGUCAAUAGCGAAGCUGGCUGCCAAGGUAUCGGAUUUCUACGGUGCUGCUGGGAAUUGGGGAGUGAAGAGCGAGGCUAUCAGUUCGGAGUGGAUACACCAUGCAACGGCCAAGCACCAUCACUUUGUUGCUGCCGCACAGUAUCGGCAGGCUUGUGAUUGUUUGGAAAAGAGAAAGUAUGGAGAGGAGAUUGCUAGGUUACGGGAUAGUAUUGUUUGUGUUAACGAAGCUCUGAAGGAGGCAAGAUACCUCAAUAGAGUAGUAUUGGGUGACCUUAAUGGGCUGAAGAACAAGGUCACCGAAGAUUUGAAAAGGGCGGAGAAGGAUAAUGACUUGAUUUAUCUCAACCCCGUCCCACCCAAGUCGGAGCUCAAGAUUCUGGAGAGAGCGGAAAUGGCUGUUGCAAAGGUGCCAAAAGAAGUGGCUGAACCGGCUGCCUUCAUUGGAGACCACGGCGAGUUUGGGCCGCCCCUUUUUGCCAAACUGGUACCCUUCGCGGUUCACGUCGCGGCCAGCAUCUACGAGGAGAGACGCGAUCGACUUGUCAAUACUAACAUCAUCGAUGAGCUCGAAGUCCUCACGACCAAGAUCCACGAUACCCUUCGAUCCCUCAAUCUGCCUGGUUCGCUGCAGGCGCUGGAGAAGCCUCUUGGACUGCCUCCGAGUCUCACGUCACACGCCGAAGAGAUCCGUCAAGCAGAUGCCCUCAGACGACUCGAGAGAUCAUUUUCCGACACCGCAAGGUUAAAAGCCUCCGACAGGGCAACAUUCGAAGAAGGCCGGGAGUUUCUACAGUCUGAGGCAUCCGAGAAUCAACGCCUACUCACGAAGUAUGGGACUGACAGAUGGUCACGAGCGGACUCCAAAUCCGCAGCCCCAAAAUUAUACGCUCAGGUUGAUGAGAUUGACGGAUAUCUGAAGAGCGCCGCCAACAGUGACGAGAUCGUCGUCAGUAAAUUCCGAGAAUGUGAAGACAUGCUUCGCAUCCUAUCGGGCUCCGACCGGGACAUCGGGGAAUUCGUCCCAAGUAGUCGUCGUGUUACGAUUACCCCGAAACUGGAGGGCGAAGUAUCGCGGUUGAGAGACUGCGUUACGGAAGUGAGUCGCUUAGAAUCAAGGCGGCGAAGGAAGAUCGAAGCGUUGAGGGAAAAGGCCAGAAAGGAUGAUAUUAACGACAGCAUCCUAUCUGAAGCUGCUCGUCUGGAGAGGGAAUUCCCAAGUCAGACGAUGGUACCGGCCCAUUUUGAAGAUUUCUUCGAGAAAAGACUUGAGAAAUACGAUUCGGAUCUCGAGGCCUUGAAAUCGGAGGCCGAAGAGCAGGAUCGUCUGACGGCGAGAUUACAAGAAGCCAACGCCUCCUUUGUGGCAGCUAGGAAAGGGGAUACGAGCUCUAGGGAACGAGAACAAGCGUUGCAGAGACUAGAGAAUGCGUAUUUCAAGUACAAGGAGAUAGUGAACAAUUUGGAGGUAGGCAGGAAAUUCUACAACGAUUUAGCGAAGAUCGUGGGGAAAUUCAGGGAUGGCUGUAAGGCCUUCCUAUACGAGAGACAAGAGGAAGCUGCGAGAUUAGAAUCUGAUCUCUCCAUCCCAUCGCUCUCCUCCCUUUCCAUCGGACACCACGCGCCGCCACCAGCCCAACCGUACCAGAGCUCAAACGACAACUACGCCCCCUCCUCCCACCAACAAACCUACUCCCCCGCCCCCGCCCCCCCAGCAGACAACAUACCUCGACCCCUCGUCGACACCCGCCCAGCGCCCCGACCUUACGCCAACCAAGAAAUCCCCGCCCCGAUCCCCACCCGCAGUCCCGUGGCGCCAAUGCAAAGCCCGCCCCCGAUGAUGCCCACGACCUGGGAUCCAGCAAUGGGCAUCAAGUUCGGAGCGCCCGCGUCGUCGUCCAACCCAGCGCCGAAUCCGAAUAAUCCAAACAGUCGAGCUCCUCAGAACACCACCGGUCAGGCUCCGAAUCCGAAUCCGAAUCCGAAUCCGAAUCCGAAUCAAGGCUGGUCGGGACAGACAGCGGCGACAUGGGAUCCUAGCAAGGGCUUUAAAUUCGGCUGA